UUCUUGAGAACAUACUUCUUUCCCUAAAGUCUUAAAAUACCAUGGAGGUUUAACCAGUUAUUUAAUGAACUCCUUUACUUAUUGACGGUUUGGCUUUUUAUAUGAUUUGACAUAACUUAAAAAAGUCAGGAUUAAUUAAAGCUUCAGUAAAACAAUAAGAUAAUAAUAGCAAUAGGAAGAAUGUCGCGUCUUGUGAACUUGCUUUGUGCAACUGUGCUUCUUUUAAACUACGUAGCUUCGGAAAUUACUGAGGAUAUAUCUGAAACAGGUCAACCCUAUGAUAUAUCUGAACAGGAUUUAUCUGAACAGGAGUUGAUGCGAACUAUCAAUCCAGAUAUAGAAAAGGCCUUGGUGACGCUUGAAAACCUAGCAGCAGCUUCCGACAAAAUAAUACGGUUCGAGGACGCCCCUUUAGCAGACGCGAAAAAAAUGUUCAGCGAAAUGGUCGAGAUACUAGACAACAUGAUCGAAGCUGUCAAGAACUCUAACAACGCUUACAAAUUCCUAAAGGCAAAGGGUCUCGACAGGAUCGUCGCGCAGAAUCUAAAGGCAGAGAACGCUGCGGUUAAAGCCCGCAUACUCAUACUCUUGAAAGUCCUAUUUGACGUCGCCCCCACUACAACAACCGCUCUCAUCCCGAUCACUAUAGUUGACAGGCUUUUAGACGUAUUUGAGCAAGACAACCUCGGUCUUAAGGCACACGCUCUAGAUGUAUUAUACGUAUGGCUGCCAGACAACCCUCGCGUACAAGCUAGAGUAAUGAAAAUCAAAGGUUUAGCACCAUUCUACGAGCAAGUCGGUAAACUAGACACGUCUGUUAUAAAAACUCUUUUGGAUCUCUUCAAUAUGAUUUUGAAGGAGCACGUGACAGCUAGGAAUGAUGUCCAACGGACCAUUGUUGAUAAUGACAAGAUGAAGUUUUACACGCGCAUAGGUUUGCUUGAGCAUAUGGCGACGCCUACGGUUUGUAAUGGCCUGCUGAAUAUAUUUUCUAAAACCUGGUCUUAUAAUACGCCAGACAACAAUAUUAUAGUCACAGUUUUCGAUAUGAUCAAGAAUAUUAAGCAGUUUUGUUUGAAGAACUAUCGAGGGAAGCCGAAGGCGAAGAAACUGUUCAGUGCUCUACAAGAGUAUGUGAAAGAGCCGGAGAAUAUUGAAUACUUUCAGUCUAAGGGAUUAAAUGUCACCGAUAUUUCGCUCAUGAUUGAAGAUUACGUCGACAAAUUGAGGUAUGUGAAAGACGAAAUGUAACCGACUUGACGAGUCCUCAAUAAAAAUGUUAUAAUUAUUUA
Trichoplusia ni (cabbage looper) is the source of this 1292-nucleotide messenger RNA. RefSeq lists its product as uncharacterized. Lineage: Eukaryota; Metazoa; Arthropoda; Insecta; Lepidoptera; Noctuidae. Bases 181 to 1251 code for a protein of 356 amino acids. The record is from RefSeq and is a predicted model, not a curated record. The transcript has 2 exons.